AUGGCUGCAGACCGAGAGAGGACGAGAGUGGUAACAAACUCAGAGCAUGAGAAAGUGGCUGACACUGAGAGGGAUGGAGUGGCUGAAGACACCGAAUGGGUGGGAGUGGCAGCAGACAUCGAGUGGGAGGGAGUGGCUGGAGACACCGAGUGGGACGGAGUGGCUGGAGACACCGAGCAGGAGGGAGUGGCUGGAGACACCAAGCGGGAGGGAGUGGCUGCAUACACCAAAAACAAGGCAGUGGCUGCAGGCACCGAGUGGGAGGAUGUGGCUGCAGGCACCGAGAGGGAGGAUAUGGCUGGAGGCACUGAGCGGGUGGGAGUGGUUGAAGACACCAAACGGGAGGGAGUGGCUGGAGGCACCGAGAGGGAGUGGCUGCAGACACCAAAUGGGUGGGAGGGGCUGGAGACACCAAGUACGAGGGAGUGGCUAGAGACACCGAGCAGGAGGGAGUGGUUGGAAACACUGAUCGGGAGGGAGUGGCCGAGGACACAGAAUGGGAGAGAGUGGUUGGAGACACAGAACGGGUGGAAGUGGCUGGAGACACCGAGCGGGAGGGAGUGGCUUGAGAUCCAGAAUGAACACAACCGCCUGCAGACCCUAAAUAAACUGCAAAAUCCAAUCGGGCAUACAUGGCUACACACCUUUCAUGGGCAAGAGUGGCUCUUGACCCAGAAUGGGCAAGAGUGGUUACUGAUGCAGAGUGCGCAAGAGUGGCUCCUGACCCCAGGAGGGCGAGAAUGGCUGCAUAAUACUCCGGGCGGACAAGAGUGGCUGCGGACCCCAGGUGGGCUGCAGACUGAACAUGGCCAAGAAUGGCUAUGGACAAAGAGUGGACAAGAGUGGCUGCUGACCCUGAGCGGGUGA
Molecule: messenger RNA, 867 nt
Organism: Suillus fuscotomentosus
Lineage: Eukaryota; Fungi; Basidiomycota; Agaricomycetes; Boletales; Suillaceae
Exons: 2
Coding region: 1-867 (288 amino acids)
Source: RefSeq, a predicted model, not a curated record